UUCAGAAAGUUUCAAAGUGGAUAGACCAAGGAAGAACCGAUCCCCAUAACCACUACCACAUAUACAAGAAAACAAAACACAAGACUAUCAAUCAAUCUCCACUCUUCGUCAAUGGCUUCUCUGAAGCUUUCACCUUCUUCGCCAAUCUCUAUCCCUAAGAGCAGUGGAUAUGUUGGUAGGAGAGGAGUUUCAUUUCUUGUUCGGGCUGAGCAGUCUCCGUCUUCCUCUUCUGAUCUUCAGGAUAAAUGUCAGAGGAGACGUGUGGUGGUAACUUUAGGUGUUGUUGCUCCUUGGAUCUCUUUGCUUAGUAAAGCUCCAUCAUCAUUUGCUGCAGAAAGCAAGAAAGGAUUCAUGAGUGUCUCUGACAAUAAGGAUGCAUAUGCCUUUGUAUAUCCCUUUGGGUGGCAGGAAGUUGUGAUUGAAGGUCAAGACAAGGUAUACAAAGAUGUGAUUGAGCCGUUAGAAAGCGUUAGUGUCAAUUUGAUCCCUACUAGCAAACAGACUAUCAAAGAUUUCGGCCCACCAAAGGAGAUUGCUGAGACACUGGUAAAGAAAGUUUUGGCACCACCAAAUCAGAAGACAACUCUUAUUGAUGCAUCAGAGCAUGAAGUUGAUGGGAAGACUUAUUAUCAGUUUGAGUUCACUGCUCAGGCUAGGAACUACACCCGCCAUGCUUUGGGCGUAAUUACAGUUUUUAAUGGAAAAUUCUACACAUUGACAACUGGGGCUAAUGAGAGGAGGUGGGAGAAGAUGAAAGAUAGGCUUCACACUGUGAUAGAUUCUUUCAAGAUCACUGUUUGAAAAAAAUAUCAAGUUUGGUAUGGUCACUUUAUGUUUUGAAAAAGCCUGAGUUGUAUUUUUUGUUCAUUCUUCCUCUCUCUCUUUCCCUUAACAUUAUUCUUCUCCAUUAAGAGAGAUUCAAUACUCUGACUUCUUCA
Raphanus sativus (radish) is the source of this 938-nucleotide messenger RNA. RefSeq names its product psbP-like protein 1, chloroplastic. Gene Ontology annotation, molecular function: calcium ion binding. Gene Ontology annotation, cellular component: photosystem II oxygen evolving complex; photosystem II; extrinsic component of membrane. The transcript is spliced from 8 exons. The coding region runs from base 112 to 801 and encodes 229 amino acids. Lineage: Eukaryota; Viridiplantae; Streptophyta; Magnoliopsida; Brassicales; Brassicaceae. Gene Ontology annotation, biological process: photosynthesis. The record is from RefSeq and is a predicted model, not a curated record.